UCGCACGAUAAAUACCAUGGUAACAAAACCGGAGCCCACUCCCAAGCUUUUAAAAUGACGAUACGCACCGGAGCUCAUCGUCAGUUCAUCUCUCCAAAUCGUACCAAAUUCAUCAAACAAUGGCUCCCAUCGUUGGCAAGAAGGCUCCUGCAUUCAAGGGCGUUGCUGUCUCUAACGGCGAGUUCAAGGACAUAUCUUUGGAUCAGUUCAAGGGAAAAUAUGUCGUCCUGUUCUUCUACCCCAUGGACUUCACCUUCGUGUGCCCUACAGAAAUCAUUGCUUUCAGCGACCGCGUGGAGGAAUUCCGCAAGCUGAACGCCGAGGUCAUUGCUGCCUCCACCGACACAAAGUUCUCCCACCUUGCCUGGACCCAGCAGUCACGCAAGGAAGGUGGCCUUGGUCAGAUGAACAUCCCAAUCUUGGCGGACCCUACCAAGAAGAUUGCCACCGACUACGGUGUCCUCAUUGAAGAAGGAGAAGAUGCUGGUGUAGCCCUUCGUGGCACGUUCAUUAUUGACCCUGAGCAGAACCUCCGUAUCGCUCACAUUAACGAUCUGCCUAUUGGACGUAAUGUCAGUGAAUACGUCCGCCUCAUUGAGGCUCUUCGCUUCAACGCUGAGCACGGAGAAGUGUGCCCUGCUCAGUGGACCCCUGGUGGCAAGACUAUCAAGCCUGAUCCCAAGGCCUCCAAGGAGUACUUCGGCAAGGUAUGAGAAGAUCUCAGAAAACGGAACCCUCAAGCGUGGGCGAGACCAGCCAGACGGGGAUGACACGAGAAAGAGGAGCAAGAACUGAUUCUCUAGCUGUUUAAGCCCUAUUUUAUUGUAUACGUCAGAUCAUAUUCGUAAAACAAAAUGAUAUUCUCAUGUGCAGAGCAUGUAGUACCAUCAAUGUCAGCAUUC
This is a messenger RNA of Spizellomyces punctatus DAOM BR117, 902 nucleotides long. RefSeq lists its product as uncharacterized. The coding region runs from base 120 to 713 and encodes 197 amino acids. NCBI's taxonomy places the organism in Eukaryota, Fungi, Chytridiomycota, Chytridiomycetes, Spizellomycetales, Spizellomycetaceae. Gene Ontology annotation, cellular component: cytosol. The transcript has 5 exons. The record is from RefSeq and is a predicted model, not a curated record. Gene Ontology annotation, molecular function: thioredoxin peroxidase activity. Gene Ontology annotation, biological process: cellular response to stress; hydrogen peroxide catabolic process; cell redox homeostasis.